GUGUUGUUUUCUACAUCCUGCGUAAUAGCUCACCCACCACAUACCUUGGAGAUGCAUGGCAGGCUAGAGGCGCAGCCGGCACGGUCAGUGCUGCACCUGCGUGCAACUCAGCUGUUUGACGCGCUUGACGUGCUGCACCAGGGCUGGUUGGAGCUGCGUUGGGCCACAGAUGCACUGGCAUCAUUCAAGCUCCCCAAGAAGGAGCAUGAAAGAAUGGCGAUGCUUCUAGAGCGUGCUGCUCAUGCAGGAGGUUGUGGAAGUUCAGACCAACGACAUGUCACUCGGAAGAGCUUUCUGAAGGAAGUUGCUGCAGAAAGAUCUCAAUCUUGCUCCCUGAGUGUUGGGCGGUUUGAAAGCAAGAGUUCUUGCGAUCAGGAAUCCCGAACUUGGAAUUGGCCAAGAGCAAAGGCAGAUGAUUCAUGCGCAUACGUUUGCUCCCCGCCUGCUUCUUCGCGACCCGUGUCUCCGUUGUCGCAGGCCGCCUCACUUCGCUCAAGCCCAGAGGUGAGCUUGUCUCCUUCGCCUCCGUCCAAUCGAUGGGGUGAGAAAGGCCCACGCACCCCUGCACGCUGUUAUCCGGUAGGGCCAGCAGGAGAGGGCUGCAGAGCGGCGGGAGGCCCAGGCGCCCCUGCACGCUGCUAUCCGGUAGGGUGGGGCAUAUCUCGGGGCUGUGCUGCCGCUAAGCCAGCAAGAUCUCUGACACCAAACUCAUGGAAGGCUCUUGCGAGACGAGCUGAGCGGGAAGGCCGGGCUCAAGCUGCAGCGGAAAUUGCACUGCUUCGCAUGAAUGUUGGGCUUCCAGCGUCACGCCAGGAGGCUCAAGCGCAACCUGAAAGACCUUUGCUGAACAGUUUACACGGUGUCCAGGUCGUUCCACCGGUGGAUCCGUCGCUUAGCUCCAUCUCAACUUCUGCAGGCUCACCACAGUCUUCACCACGAAUGGAUCGGGAACGCUCCAAGCCACGUACACCGCGAAGAUGUCAGAAGGAUAGGACUCCAUCACCUCGUCAGCCUUUACGAUUGGAUAAGGACACUACAAGGGAAAAGAGCAACUGGUCACCUUGCAAGUGGCCACCAUCCUCGAGAUGGCCUUCUACCCAACUGCCACAGAAUGUAAACAACUGGCCUCUUGCAAAAGGCGACAAGCCAACAGGACUGGAGACGUGGACGCAUCUCCUUUUCAGCACUGGUCUCCGGUGCUCUCCUUCUGAGACUCCAUAUGCUUGUGGUAAAUGUGGAACUAGGACUGAAACCUGGCACCUGGAGGAUAGACCUAUCUCUCCGCGCUUGGGUCGUGCGCCAAUCCGAAGCCUGACUCCACGCUUGAGAGAACGAAAGCAACAUGAAGCAGAAGCGAAGCUUCGAGCACGUGAAGUUCGACCCCGAAGCCCGAGAGCUCGAAGUGCAAGCCCGAGAGGCCCAAGAGGCCCGAGAGGCCGACACGUGCAGCGAUCCUUAAGCUCCAGUGUAAGUGCUACUGGUGCAAAGCACAGGGCGAAAGGACGAGAACAUGCAAUGCCUCCAAAGAGCUCAAAGCCAAGCCCAGCAGACUUGGCACGACUCCAGCAGGAACUCAAGGCUCAGAUUGCAUUGGUGAAUCGGGCCUUAGAUGGGGCAUCAGCACCUUUGGCUGCCAAGCGCAAGCCUACACGGCAGCUGAGAGAGCAAAAGCCAGAACCGCCCAGUUUCCGGUUUUAAAACUCGGUACCAUCGUAGAUGCGUCGCAAAGUUUACUAACUCUUACAUUGAGGUAUUGCAGCCUUGCAGAGACAGGAGCCUAAAGUUGGCUGUGCGAAAGGCCAGCAUAAUUCAGGCUGCCGAGCUCUUGCAGUUUGCAAGGACAUUUGCCACUGCCGGUUGUUGAGUAGUGAGUCAUGUCUUUGUUGGCCGCUGAGUCAUUGCUUGGCUCAUGUUGGCUCAGAUUUUGACCAACCAAAGGUGGAUCGCUUCCUAGUCAGUCGACA
This is a messenger RNA of Durusdinium trenchii, 1964 nucleotides long. The record is from the annotation of a GenBank genome assembly. NCBI's taxonomy places the organism in Eukaryota, Dinophyceae, Suessiales, Symbiodiniaceae.